This is a messenger RNA of Babjeviella inositovora NRRL Y-12698, 2049 nucleotides long. RefSeq names its product alpha-keto acid decarboxylase family protein. Gene Ontology annotation, molecular function: carboxy-lyase activity; magnesium ion binding; thiamine pyrophosphate binding. The record is from RefSeq and is a predicted model, not a curated record. NCBI's taxonomy places the organism in Eukaryota, Fungi, Ascomycota, Pichiomycetes, Serinales. The transcript has a single exon. The coding region runs from base 213 to 2003 and encodes 596 amino acids.
CAUUUCUCCGCGGAAGGUUAGGUUACUUUAACGUUAGCGCUGUGGGUAACGUCAUAGUAAACUGGUGCAAAAAGUAGGUACCCGGCCGAAUCCCCCUUUGCUGCAUAUACCCUAGUUUAUUAAAACAUAGUCUAUAUAAAUCGCCCAGUCCCCCUUCACUACCUUUUAGAUGUCUAGAUGAUACUCACACUACUUUAUAAUACAUUAUUACCAUGGCACCAAUUGCUACAUCUGACGUAUCUUCUCACUUCCAAACUACUCAAGGCAGCGGGGAUCUUAUUCCCUUGGGAGAAUACAUCUUCCGCCGAAUCAGCCAGGUCGGCACCAAGUCUAUUUUCGGUGUCCCUGGGGACUUCAAUCUUAACUUUUUGGAACACAUUUACUCUGUCAAGGGUUUGAACUGGAUUGGUUGCUGUAAUGAGCUUAACGCGGGUUACGCUGCUGACGGUUAUGCCAAGCUGUCGUUGGGCAAAUUGAUGGGCGUGGUCGUCACCACGUUUGGUGUCGGCGAGUUGUCCGCUAUCAACGCCAUUUCUGGAUCGUUCGCCGAGUAUGCCCCGGUUUUGCACAUCGUUGGUACUAGUUCUAUGGGCCAGAAACAGGGUCCGAAGAACUUUCACCAUUUGGUGACAAACAAGAAGCUCUUUGCUGCGCCAAACCACUACGUGUAUGAGAACAUGGUUGACGAUAUUUGCAUCGCAAAGGAGAGCAUCAAAGAGUUGGACCAGGCCUGUGAACAGGUGGAUAGAGUUUUAGAGGCCGUGUACGCAAAGUCGAGACCGGGUUACUUAUACUUACCCUCUAACUAUGCCGAUAUGAUGGUUUCACUGGAACGCUUGACUAAGACUCCCCUUCGGUUAGCGCUUUCUCCGGCGGCUAACCCCCAACAAGUUUCUGAUUUGGCAGAACAGAUUUUGGGACGCAUGUACGAUGCCGAAAGGCCUGCGGUUCUUGCUGAUAUUUUGGUAUCGAAAUUCAGAAGCAACGAGACUUUUAACAAGUUAGUGGAAAAGCUCUCCACGAAUGUUAGGCUAUUCUCCACAACUAUGUCGAAAGGUGUUGUUGAUGAAUCCUUGCCAAAUUGGUUUGGUACCUACUGUGGUGUGCAGUCGUGUGAAGGUGUCGCAAGAUUUAUGGAAGAAUGUGACUUUGUGCUCCACGCUGGUAUCUUUGAUGUCGAAACCAAUAACGGGAGUUACACCUUCAAUUUAAAUAAGGUCCAAGUGGUUGAGCUACACCCAGAGUACAUUGCUAUCGGGGACCAGAUUUACGAAGGUGAAAACAUGAUGCAGCAUGUCUUGGAAGCAAUGUGCAAGAAGCUAGAUGUGUCUCAGAUGCAAGCUAACACUUUGCCAGAGCCUCUUCUUAGAAAGGCUUCCUCGACCACUUCCAAGUCCUUGAAUCAAGCCUACUUGGUGGAUGCCUUGGAGGCUUAUUUGCAGCCAAAUGACAUUUUAGUCGUGGAAACUUGUUCCUUCCUCUUUGCGAUUGCAGACUUCAAAUUCAAGCACAACAUGACCUUUGUUUCCCAGAUGUUUUACGGAUCUAUCGGUUAUGCCUUACCCGCCACUUUAGGCUGUUCUCUUGCACUUCGUGACAUGAACCAAGAGACUUCUCGCAGGGUGGUUUUAAUCCAAGGUGAUGGCUCCGCUCAAAUGACUAUCCAAGAAUUGGCUACAUAUGUCCGUCAAGAUAUCAAGCCCACCAUGUUCUUGUUGAACAACGAUGGCUAUUCUGUCGAGCGAAUCAUUUACGGGCCAAACUCUUCCUAUAACGAUAUUGCACCAAACUGGAAGUGGUGCGAGUUCUUCAAGGUGUUUGGUGAUAUUAACGGUGAUGUUGCUUUCACCACCAAAGUUUCCCAAAAAGACGACUUGGACCAGUUGUUGAACGAAAAAAAGUUCAGGAGCGGUCUGCAGUUGCAGUUGGUUGAGUUAAUGUUGGACAGAAUGGACGUUCCGUGGAGAUUUGAGUUAAUCUGUGGUAAGCAGACUUCAAAGUAACAUGUCAAUAUUUUAGUUAUAUACUAGCUUUUAAUCAAUAUGGUAG